This is a messenger RNA of Tyto alba (common barn owl), 2880 nucleotides long. RefSeq names its product transmembrane protein 30A (gene CDC50A). Gene Ontology annotation, biological process: phospholipid translocation. Bases 209 to 1348 code for a protein of 379 amino acids. The record is from RefSeq and is a predicted model, not a curated record. The transcript has 7 exons. Lineage: Eukaryota; Metazoa; Chordata; Aves; Strigiformes; Tytonidae. Gene Ontology annotation, cellular component: plasma membrane; Golgi apparatus; endoplasmic reticulum.
CGCACAUCGCCCUCCCACUCGCGGCCGGGAUAAGGCGUGGCGUGGCGUGGCCCGAGGGGCGCGUCAUCAGCCGCGCGCCCGCUCGCCCGGCUCCGUCGUCCCCUCACCGCCGCGGCCCAGCGCGCAGGCGCAGCGACCCGCGGUCACGUGAGGAGGCGCUGCGGGUGUCGCCGGCGGCGCCGGUAGCGGCGGGUGGGGGCCGCGCGCCAUGGCGGUCAACUACAGCGCGAAGGAGGAGGCGGACGGGCACCCCUCGGGCGGUGUCGGAGUGCCGGGCGGCGGGGCGGUGGGCGGCGGCGGCGGCGGCGGCGGGGGGGCCGUGAAGACUCGCAAGCCGGAUAACACGGCGUUCAAGCAGCAGCGGCUGCCGGCCUGGCAGCCUAUCCUGACGGCGGGCACGGUGCUGCCGGCCUUCUUCAUCAUCGGCCUCAUCUUCAUCCCCAUCGGCAUCGGCAUCUUCGUCACCUCCAACAACAUCCGCGAGUACGAGAUUGACUAUACGGGAACAGAGCCUUCUAGUCCCUGCAAUAAAUGUUUAAAUGUGUCCUGGGACAGCACAACACCUUGUACUUGCACCAUUAAUUUUACCCUGGAACAUUCAUUUGAGAGCAAUGUAUUCAUGUAUUACGGACUUUCCAACUUCUAUCAAAACCAUCGUCGUUACGUGAAAUCUCGAGAUGACAGCCAACUAAAUGGAGAUAACAGUUCACUACUUAAUCCAAGUAAGGAAUGUGAGCCUUACCGCACAAAUGAGGACAAACCCAUUGCUCCUUGUGGAGCUAUUGCCAACAGUAUGUUUAAUGAUACAUUGGAAUUAUACCGCAUUGAUAAUGACACAAGGACUCCUAUUACUUUGAUUAAAAAAGGUAUUGCGUGGUGGACAGAUAAAAAUGUAAAGUUCAGGAAUCCUACAGGAGAUGGAAAUAACUUAACUGCACUUUUCCAAGGCACAACAAAACCUGUAAACUGGCCCAAGCCGGUGUAUAUGCUGGACUCGGAGCCCGACAACAAUGGCUUUAUCAAUGAAGACUUCAUUGUGUGGAUGCGUACUGCUGCGCUGCCAACAUUUCGCAAGCUCUAUCGUCUCAUUGAAAGGAAGAAUAACUUACAGCCUACCUUACAGGCUGGAAAAUAUUCUUUGGAUAUUGCAUACAAUUAUCCUGUACACAGUUUUGAUGGACGAAAAAGAAUGAUCCUAAGCACCAUCUCGUGGAUGGGAGGCAAAAAUCCCUUUCUGGGAAUUGCUUACAUCACUGUUGGGUCCAUAUGCUUCUUCUUAGGAGUUGUAUUGCUGAUCAUCCAUCACAAAUAUGGAAAUCGAAACACUAGUGCAGACAUUCCUAAUUAAUUUUGCAUUCUGAAAACAAAUGUACUGCAUGUGCAUCAAGGCCAGUCCAGGAUGGACCCAGUUUUUGAAAGAUAAAUCUCUGCUUCUGUCACUUCUGAGACUGGGUACCUAUUUUUUUUAUCUAAAGCUCUCCUUUCCCAUACUGUGGAUUAACUCUUGAAAAAUGACGGGUGUACAAUUAGCUAUAUUGAUUGUAUCUCUGCCUAUGUCAGAAACAAUUUUCCUGGUAUUUGCCUCUAACUGGGCAGGCCACAUGAUGCAUAUAGCUCCUGUUCCCUUGAUGCAUCUGCUGCUUGUUCAUGUGCUGUGUAAUGUUGGUAUGAUUCAGUACGUAUAGAUUGUGUGGAGAAAGACUGCUAUAAGAUAUUGUAAAUUGUUAACUUUCCAGAAUUCAGGUGUCAGUGCUGUUGAAAGGAAAAGUCAAGUCUUAAAUGUUUUUCAAUUUAUUGUCUUGUGUGCAUGGGCUCUUACAUUUCUUGCUGAGAUUUUAAUAUAUUUAUAUAAGUUGUUAAAUAUUUUUCCUGUCUCCUACCCACCUCUGUUAUGUUAAAUCCUUUAAGUGCUGUGUAAAUUUCAGCACUCUGGAUUAUUUGUAUAUUUACAAUAUAUGUGCCUGGCCAGUAAACUAACAUCCUAUGAAGAUAUCAGAAAACCUAUUUGUUAAUUAUUUGUGUGAGUCCCAUUUAAGGACUGUUCUAAAUUGGGAAAUGUUUGUUGCAGCUAAAUCUGCUUUUUUUAUGAUUUUCUUUGCUUUAAGUCAUAUCCAAUACUAGUUUACCCAUUGUGCUUGCUGGUUUUGCUUUUUAUGAGCAGCUCCAAGCAUUAGUCAAGAAGAACCUAAAAUGUUUUUUCCGUUUGCAAAGUUGGGUGAAUUCCUUUUACUGGAGGAGUUUCCUAAUUUUCUCGAGGCAUAUGUAUUCUGAGCAGGCUUUGUAGAGGUAUUGUUAUAUACUUUUUCCAUAUUUGGAGUGAACACCACAUUAAUUUUUUGCGGUGUUAAGAUAGUAAACUGUAGAAAUUCAGAAGUUGAGAUGGCAGUAACCUCUUUUCAGUGAAAUGCAGGUUGAGCUUGCUGUGAAAUCUAAUUUAAAUAUUGCAGUUAAAAGCAAUGUACGGGUUAGUGUCUUAAAUUACAGAAGGGUUCACUUUUAGGUUAAAUAAAAGUUAGCUGUAACCUGUAAAAUACUACUUUUUGGUGACUUUUUUUUUAGGUAAUGCACAGAAAUUGUAAUGUAUAUGGUGGAGAUGACUUUAUAGGCAACUAGCUUGAUGAAGUAUUGAGUAUAUUAAAAAAGACCUGAUAAAUUCUGCAAACCAUUUAAUAAGAGAUGUUAUUUUGUUAUUGAACAUACAUUUAUUUUCAUCUGAAUGAAAAGAUGUAUUCUUAAGUGUGAAUGCAGUUUAAGCAAGUUGUAUUUCUGAGAUUGUAUAUUUGUUACAAAAAGUUGUUUAUUCAUGGUGCAACAGCUUAAUCCAUAGCCAUCUUUAAAGAACACAGUUUAUCACAUAAACAUAUGACCGUUUUUACUGAA